Messenger RNA from Staurois parvus, 460 nucleotides. The record is from the annotation of a GenBank genome assembly. NCBI's taxonomy places the organism in Eukaryota, Metazoa, Chordata, Amphibia, Anura, Ranidae.
GGAGAGCGAGCUGCUCUGUGUCCGCUCUGCAGCAGCGGAGCGGACACAGACCUGUCCUCCGCUUGCUCAGCGGGGAUCAGCGGAGAUAAUCCCCCCCCUGAGCAAGCGGAUCCGCUAAAGGGGUCCAUUCCUCCAGGAGAGGAGCCGGUACACCUGUGCAAGACUGAAGGGGAGGAGCCGGUACACCUGUGCAAGACUGAAGGGGAGGAGCCGGUACACCUGUGCAAGACUGAAGGGGAGGAGCCGGUACACCUGUGCAAGACUGAAGGGGAGGAGCCGCUACACCUGUGCAAGACUGAGGGGAGGAGCCGGUACACCUGUGCAAGACUGAAGGGGAGGAGCCGGUACACCUGUGCAAGACUGAAGGGGAGGAGCCGCUACACCUGUGCAAGACUGAGGGGAGGAGCCGGUACACCUGUGCAAGACUGAAGGGGAGGAGCCGGUACACCUGUGCAAGACU